Chrysemys picta bellii (western painted turtle) is the source of this 3441-nucleotide messenger RNA. Lineage: Eukaryota; Metazoa; Chordata; Testudines; Emydidae. The record is from RefSeq and is a predicted model, not a curated record.
GUGAAAUUGGUCCGGUACAUCAACAGACAGCGGCUGUGUAAGCUGAGUGUGCCUCUGAAUGACAGGACAGUGGAGCUCAACAGCUACCCAAGAUUCAAUGACUGGUUAGACCUCGUCAAUGUAAAGAAAGAAGUUGUACAGAGAAUCCCAGAGGAGCUAACCCUAGAUGCCUUACUGGAUAUGAAUGAGUCCAAGGUGAAAGAAACCAUGAAGAGAUGUGGGGCCAGUGACGAGGAGUGUUCCAGACUCAAUGGGGCUCUCACCUGCUUAAGGAAGGUGACCGAAUCAGGUGGGGAGUUAAAAGAAGAUCUGUUGUGGAAUCCUUCUGAUGCGCGUCGAGAGAGCACCUCUGCACACCCCGCAGAACCCUCCUGUCCUACAGGCCCCACGUGGACUCAUGGCAUGCUGCAUCUUUCGAAAGGCAACAGCCAGCAGGCACGCUCUGUGUCCGUGUCUGCUAUACCUUCUUCGGAUUCUCUUGCCUCGAGCCAAGGACCUUCAAGCUACACAGACAGCUUCCUGGAACCUUUAGCCUUCCCCUCCCACAGUGGUCGAGUAGUAUUUAGGACUCCUCACAGCAUCACCAUCACACCGCCCACGACGCCUCAGUUAAAGAGGCGUCACAAAUUGAAACCUCCACGGACUCCCCCUCCGCCUAGCCGGAAGGUUUUUCAGCUGCUACCAAACUUUCCAACCCUCACAAGAAGCAAGUCCCAUGAAUCACAGCUGGGCAACAGGAUAGAUGAAGUUCCUCCUGUAAAGUUUGAUCUUCCCCAGGGAUCCCCUCAGAUGGUACGAAGAGACAUCGGCAUAUCCGUAACACACAGAUUCUCUACAAAAUCUUGGUUAUCUCAGAUGUGCCACGUGUGUCAGAAAAGCAUGAUGUUCGGCGUGAAGUGUAAGCACUGCAGAUUAAAGUGUCAUAACAAAUGUACUAAAGAGGCCCCUGCUUGCAGAAUAUCUUUCCUUCCUAUAGCGAAAAUAAGAAGGACGGAGUCUGUCCCUUCUGAUAUUAAUAACCCAGUGGAUAGACCUGCAGAGCCGCAGUUUGGAACCCUUCCAAAAGCACUAACGAAAAAGGAUCAUCCCCCAGCAAUAAACCAUCUAGACUCCAGCAGUAAUCCAUCUUCUACAACCUCCUCCACGCCAUCUUCUCCAGCACCUUUCCAGUCUUCCAAUCCUCCCAGCGCAACGACUCCCCCAAAUCCCUCCCCCAUGGGCCAGCGCGACUGCCGGUUUCACUUUCCAGGUAUCAACCAGAACCUGGCCUGUUUUACAAAGAGCUUCCAAGUCCUGCAGGGGCUCUAUAAAUGGAGGGGAUUUCUGUCCUGGUUGGUCUUUGCAUUGGGAUGGAGGCUGCCUACUACAUUCAACAUAGACAACAGUUUAUCUUCCCAGAAAUCCCCAGCCCCCCUACAAGUAAUACAGCCGCCUGAAACAGCUGAAGACACUAAUGCUGAUGAACAGCUGGACACAGAGGGGGUUGAAGAACCUGAUGCCGAGGUGGAAGAGCAAGAACCGAAUAAAUCGGAACCGGAGGACGAUGAGGACGAGUUAGACGACUUGCCCAGCAAGCGGCCACACUGGAAAGGGAUGAUCUCCCGCAAGGCCAGCCAGACCAGCGUCUACUUGCAGGAGUGGGACAUUCCCUUUGAACAGAUUGAGUUGGGGGAGCUCAUCGGCCAAGGGCGAUGGGGGAAGGUUUACCGGGGGAAGUGGCACGGAGAGGUGGCGAUCAGGCUGUUGGAGAUUGAUGGGAACAAUCAGGACCAUCUCAAGCUCUUUAAGAAGGAGGUGAUGAAUUACAGGCAGACCCGACACGAGAACGUGGUGCUCUUCAUGGGGGCGUGCAUGCACCCCCCUCAUUUAGCCAUUAUUACCAGCUUUUGCAAAGGAAGGACGCUUCACUCAUUUGUAAGGGAUCCCAAGGUAUCUUUGGAUAUUAACAAAACCAGGCAGAUAGCUCAAGAAAUCCUUAAGGGCAUGGGGUAUCUUCAUGCAAAGGGGAUUGUGCAUAAAGAUUUGAAGUCCAAGAAUGUUUUCUAUGACAAUGGCAAAGUGGUGAUCACAGACUUUGGACUAUUCGGAAUUUCGGGUGUGGUUCAGGAGGGAAGGCGUGAAAAUGAACUGAAACUGCCCCAUGACUGGCUGUGCUAUCUGGCCCCUGAAAUUGUUCGUGAGAUGUCUCCUGGGAAAGACGAAGACAAGCUGCCCUUCUCCAAGGCUGCAGACGUCUAUGCUUUCGGGACGGUUUGGUAUGAGCUCCAAGCAAGAGAAUGGCCUUUCAAGAGCCAGCCAGCUGAAGCACUCAUCUGGCAGAUCGGAAGCGGAGAAGGAGUGAAGCAUGUCCUUGCUACAGUUAGUGUAGGGAAAGAAGUCAGCGAAAUCCUCUCAGCAUGUUGGUCUUUAGACCUCAGCGAGAGACCCAGCUUUACUCUCCUCGUGGAUAUGCUUGAAAAACUGCCAAAACUGAACAGACGGCUGUCGCAUCCUGGACACUUCUGGAAAUCUGCAGACAUUAACAGUAGCAAAGUUGUCCUCCGUUUUGAAAGAUUUGGCUUGGGAAUCCUGGAAUCAAGUAAUCAAAAGAUAUAGCAUGGUGUGUAAUUAUCUUGUUGAUAUUGUUGUCUACCUGCUUACACACAACAUCAGAAACCUUCACGGCAUCUUCCGAACUCUGAAACUGGUGCAGCCCUACCUGAAAGCCACACGACCCCUCCGUUCAAACUGGCGUAUGUUGUUUCUGAAGUCUGAGUUCUGCCUAAGCACCAGCAAUUAUUUAAAAAAUGUUUACAUCAUAUGUUUCUCUGUGAACUAUAUUUUUUUAACAUGAUGAUGAUAAUAAUAAAGGUGAUUUAAGAUUUUUCUUUAAGUGCAAGCAUUCAAAUGGCACUGAAGAGAACUGUUCCCCCAGUUCUUCGUUGCAUCUGUGGAGUAACUAAGGGCUAAUUUCUGCACUGCAAAUCAUGCACAGAGUUUCCACUGAAGCUAAUCGAGGUUGCACAUGUCAGAGAAUGGCUAGCUUUAAAUCACUAAUGCAGCCAAUUCAAGUGAGAAGGAAUGGAGUUAUGGCCCCAUUGUGUCUCCAUAAGGAAGCUUCUAAAAGAACGUUAGAUUUUUAUUUUAUUGAAAGGAAAUGCAUGUAUUGUGUUUAUGGUUUGGGCAAACUUAAUAAACUCUUGAUUACUGAUCUUCUCUGGAAACUUUGUCUAAGCUUGGGCUGGUUCUGAUCUCGGUUACACUGCUGCGAAUGUGGAAUACCUCCACAGUGGUGUUAACUCUGAGUCCAGAUUUACACUGAGAUCAGAAUCCUGGCCUUUUGUCUUGAACUAUGCUAGAAAAGGAUUCCAUUCUAAUCAAUAGUCAUUUAUUCAUAGAAUAGUGGAGGGUGGGAUUUAAAAAAAAAAGAGGGGAGUGGGAGCAUCAUAAUCUCACUGGCUU